Penicillium paradoxum is the source of this 192-nucleotide messenger RNA. RefSeq lists its product as uncharacterized. Gene Ontology annotation, cellular component: mitochondrion. The coding region runs from base 1 to 192 and encodes 63 amino acids. The record is from RefSeq and is a predicted model, not a curated record. Gene Ontology annotation, biological process: respiratory electron transport chain. Lineage: Eukaryota; Fungi; Ascomycota; Eurotiomycetes; Eurotiales; Aspergillaceae. The transcript has 3 exons.
AUGGUGAACAUCGAGCUGCGCCGACAGGUCAUCAAUGUCUACAAAGGUAGAGAGUACCCCCUGGGUUACCAGUAUUUCCGGGAUCGGCUACACCGCGCGUUUGCGAGCCAAAGCCAGAUUACCGACGAUGAACAGAUUCGCAAGGGAAUAGCAAGGGCGGAGUUUGUGAAGAAAGAAGUGGAAGCGCUGUAA